GGAGCAGGGGGAGCCACCGUGGCCCUGCCGCUGCUCAAGGGCCACUUCGCGCCGGGCGGCGAGGGCCACUUCUGCCCCCGGAUGAGCCACGGGCAGCAGCAGCCGGCCCCGCAGCAGCAGCAGCAGCCCGGCUCGGUGGCGGCAGCGGCGGCGGCCCAAGCGCUGGGCCACCCACCUGUCUGCGCAGCGGCCGCCUACGGCAUGGGCGACCCCCGGCGUUUCCACUGCCUCGGCUUGGGAGGCUCGGACGGCGCCGGCCCGCUGCAGAACGGCAAGCGGAUGCGCACGGCCUUCACCAGCACGCAGCUGCUGGAGCUGGAGCGGGAGUUUUCGGCCAACAUGUACCUGUCGCGGCUGCGGCGGAUCGAGAUCGCCACGUACCUCAGCCUGUCGGAGAAGCAGGUGAAGAUCUGGUUCCAGAACCGGCGGGUGAAGCACAAGAAGGAAGGCAAGGGCGCCCAGCGGAACACGCACGGCGGCUGCAGCUGCGCCGGCAACCCGGGCCGCUUCGCCAGGUCCGAGGACGAAGAGUCGCUCUCUCCGGCCUCGGCCAACGAAGACAAGGAGGUCUCCCCGUUGUGA
This is a messenger RNA of Protobothrops mucrosquamatus (brown spotted pit viper), 582 nucleotides long. Its product is annotated as GS homeobox 2-like. The record is from RefSeq and is a predicted model, not a curated record. The transcript has 2 exons. Lineage: Eukaryota; Metazoa; Chordata; Lepidosauria; Squamata; Viperidae. The annotation marks the transcript as partial. Gene Ontology annotation, biological process: regulation of DNA-templated transcription. Gene Ontology annotation, molecular function: DNA-binding transcription factor activity, RNA polymerase II-specific; sequence-specific double-stranded DNA binding. Gene Ontology annotation, cellular component: nucleus.